AUGGUCGAGCUACAUCCACUUUUAAAAAGGGCUUACUGGACAUUGGCAGCUGGUGGCCUGCUCUAUGUGCUUUUCGUAUUUGCAGUAACCUAUCCAGACUUCCAACGCCUUGCUCUCUAUGUCAACAAAUUCAAUCCUAGCUACUGGCAAGACUUGAAUCAGGUGGAACAAUUCGGAUUCCUAAAAACUCAAGUCCAGCCUUUCCACUUGGUGACACCCGACAAUGAGACGCUCUAUGGUUGGCACAUCCUACCACUCCAUGUUGUGCAUGAGCAUGAGAACGAGCUAUUGGAGAAUACUCCUUCCGGGCCAGCAAAGGACUACACCAAAACAGUCGCCUUCAAGACUCUAUCCAGCAAUCCCAAUGCCAGAGUUGUCGUGAGCUUCCACGGAAACGCAGCUCACAUCGGCUCCGCAAACCGACCAAAUGGAUACAACACUCUCCUAGCUCUAUCGACUCCAGAAAAUCCUGUUCAUGUCUUCGCACUGGAUUACCGCGGAUUCGGUUUCUCAACCGGCAGUCCCACAGAAGAGGGUCUGAUCACCGACGGAGUCUCACUACUGAACUUCCUCACAGCAGGGCCAUACAAAAUCCCAACAUCUCGAAUCGCACUCGUGGGACAGAGUCUAGGCACAGCAGUGACAGCCGCAGUAGCUGAGCGCUUUGCAUUCGGCUCACCUGAUCCUAAUGCCAUUCAACCUGCCCUUAAGAAUGCUGAGCCAUUUGCAGGCGUUAUUCUACUUGCAUCGUUUAGUAGCUUUGCUAAUGUUAUCGAGUCCUACAGUAUCAAGGGAUUCACGCCACCAAUGCUUUCACCCUUAAUUGGUUAUCCUCGUUUCCAGAAAUGGGUACUAAGCCAUAUCGUUGAUCAUUGGGAUACGGCUGCACGGGUGGCUCGUAUGGCUGGGAUUAAUCCGGCACAACCCGAUGCAUCUGGAUUAAAAUAUUCUCAGAAGGAUCUUGAUCUUACGAUUGUGCAUGCUAUGAACGAUGCGGAUAUUCCCUGGUAUGAAGGUCGUCGAGUUUGGGUGGCUGCCACCGGAGAGAACAUUGAAGGGGCAUCUGGGGCGCUAGUUUUUGAGAAGAUCGAGGCUGGAAGUCCCAAUCAAAUUCAAGUUUGGGAGAACAAGUUCAUUGGUGAGGAUGGGACUGAAGUUGUGAAGAGGGUUCGGUGGGAGCGUAUACGUUAUGGAGGCCACAAUCGUGUUGCCUCAUCUUCUGUGGCUGGUCUAGCUGUUCUGAGGGCUUUUGAAAAUUAA
Messenger RNA from Penicillium malachiteum, 1260 nucleotides. RefSeq names its product alpha/beta hydrolase. The transcript has 5 exons. The coding region runs from base 1 to 1260 and encodes 419 amino acids. The record is from RefSeq and is a predicted model, not a curated record. NCBI's taxonomy places the organism in Eukaryota, Fungi, Ascomycota, Eurotiomycetes, Eurotiales, Aspergillaceae.